UAGAUUUGAAGGAUGCCAAACUGAAGUCAUUCUUUAGUUUGAGAGAGGAGUAAUUGGGCGUAGAGAAGAUCCCUCGGAAGCCUACAAUAUCCCUUGUGUGGUUUCUUCCCUUCCGUCAAAUCUAAGAGAGAGAGAGAGAGAGAGAGAGAGAGAGAGAGAGAGAGAGAGAGAGGAUGUAGCAGGAAGAUGUGAGUUGCCCAUGUGAGUGAGGCAACUUGCUGUCCUGGUAAAGCAGUGGCACAAAGCAGGGAAGAGAAGCAAUGAGAUCCAGAAGACUCUCUCUCUCUUUCUAUCUCUUACACACACAACCUCACAUGGCGCCUGUCGUCGCUUUCGUGUGGGAAUUCCUUUCUUGUAAGGUGGAGGAGGAGAGGCAGGUUCGAACAGUUGGAAGAAGCACAAGGAAGCAAAGAUAGAGAAAGGAAAAGAAUACUGUGUCAGUCGCAGGUUCUACAUUUGCCAAUGCUAAAUAAUCUCAGUCGUUGAUCUGAAUCAAUCAUUUUGAUCUAUUUACAUUCCAAAGCACGGAUGGUUGAGAUUGAAGGGGAAAGUAAAGAAGGGGACGGUUUUGUAUCCUCUCCAUUGCCUCGUUUCUCUCGCUUCAGUCCUCUUCCUCGGGAUUCUGUCAUUUCUUCCUCCUCCUCCUCCUCCCUCGUACCUGUAUACUCCAUAAGUAACCUUGUUCCUGCUGUACACCGAGCACUGUGAACUCUGUUCUGGUAGCCGCAACCCAAGCCAGUCUCUGAUCAUCUCCACCACUCUAGAUUUCCAGGACGUGCACUCGGUAGUAGCAGAAGAAGAACUCACUGCAGUGGAGGAAAGAUGGGCAGCACCUCAGGCAAAGAAUGGCCACAGAUGAUGGAUGAUAGGCUUCUGGUCACUGAAAAAUACAACAGUGGCAGUAAUGGUACUAACACCAACAAGAACAAUACGAUUCAUGCCGGUUCUGCGACUCUCGAUGUUUCUGGGGUUAUGAACAAGCCACUAUCGGCCUCAGAGCAUGCACAGGCCGCCCUGACAUGCCCCCGCUGCGACUCCUCCAACACCAAGUUCUGCUACUUCAACAACUACAGCUUGUCGCAGCCGCGGCACUUCUGCAAGGCGUGCAAGCGCUACUGGACGCACGGCGGCGCGCUCCGGAACGUCCCCGUCGGCGGGGGGUGCCGCAAGAACAAGCGGGCGAAGAUGCCGGUGGCCGCCUCCACGGGGCCCCCGAACCGUCCGCAACCCCACCUUCUUGCUCCGCCGGAUCCGAUCCCUUCCAUCUCAGUGCAGAUAUCUUCCUCUUCCUACCUCGGCGCCGCGGCCUCGCUCUAUGCCCUGCAGACGGCGGCGGCGUCGUCGUCGUCGGAUAUGAGCAGCAUCCAAAUCCCAUCUUUCACUAGUACUGCCUUCGAUCUGCAGUCUCAUCUCGGCUCUCUUGGACUCGACCUGUCAUCCAAGCCACAACGCGACUACGAGUACCAUCUCGGCGAGCUCCAGCCAUUGCCGUCCUUGAGCUCGACUGCGAUGCCGCUCCUGAAUGACCACCCACUCUCCGGAUCAUCUUUGCAAUCUCCGCCACUUGUAGCACCAAGCACUAAACACCCCAAGCGAACCGAAGACUACCAAGCCUUGUGUUCCUUUAAUGAAUUGCAAGCCUCUGGGAGGAAUUGGAGGAUGGAUAGGAUGAUGAAAUCAGUCAAACUGGAAGGGCAGACCAACGACAUGAUCAACAGCAACAUUAGCAGCUACAUAGAUUGGCAGAUUCCAAAUCCAACAGAGAUUUCUUUGGAUAAUUUUGGUCCAGCUGCAGCUAUGUACUGGAAUUCAGCCAUCAGCGGCGGUUCAAGUUGGCCGGAGAACACGAACCUCGGGUCGUCGCUCACGCCUCUGAUCUAAUCUGAAUCAAAUGUGCAGAUAAUUAGUAUUCUCUCUCACCUUCAAUCACCAUUCAUGGUUUCUGCUACUUGUUCUUCUUCUUCUUCUUAAUUUUCUAUUCUUCUUAAACGGUCAUUGGUAGUAAGGAUUGGUGGAUUAAAACUAGAUUACAUCUGGAUAAUGAUGUUUAGUUUCAGCAUGGAUUGGAAAGGAAGAGGAAGAAGAGUGGUGGAACUGGAGUGAGUUGGUUUUGCAUGCGUGUAUAUAGCAGACAUGACAUAUUCUCAGACGAGUCUUCUUCUUCUUCUUCUUCUUCUUCUUCUUCUUCUUCUUUCAUGUGUUGGCAGAAAAGAUUCUGUGAGUGAGUUCUUGGUCUUUCUUUCAUUGCAACAAGUGUUUAACCCUUUUCUCAUGCUUCUCUUUCCUGGACCACUGAUGAUGAUGUUCAGAAGUGCAAUGACUGUCUUUAUCUGCAGCAUUAAUCUGGUUAGGGUUUGUGCUUACCUCUGGUGUAUCUUUCCCUGCCUUUCAUGAUUGUGUCAGUUGAAUCCUUGCCAAUGGAACUGCAUUGGGCAGGCCAAGCUUGUGUUUCGUACAUGAAGAGACUCAUCAAUUUGGCAGUCUUGUGCAUCCACUUUUGUCCAGAGCUCCUUUUUCUUUGCGUGUCCAUUUAUACUUCAAGGAGAAGCUCUUUUUCUUAGGGUAAUGGAUGCACCUUUUUCUCCUUGUAACGUAGCAAUUGAACCCAUCAGAUUGGUUUUGACUGGAGCAAUGCAUUCCUCUUCUCAUUGACCACUCCUUUUAGUGCAAUGUAACUCUGCUGUUGGAUGAUCUGGUUGCAGCUAUCAACAUGGUGACAGGACAUCCUUCUUAGGUAUUGUAUGCUCUAAUCAACCUACAUUGUUGGUACGGACUAAUGUUCUAAGAGCUACUUGAAUGUGUUAUGUUCAAAUUGCAUUAUAAAAGUAAAAAGGAUGUCUUUCCAUUCUUUAAUCUAAAUAUGAUGAGGGAAAAAUCAUGUAAGCUGUAUAAGGUGUGAGAUGUUAUGUUUGUAGAGAAAGGAGAAAAUGAAAAGCAAAGGGGACUUUUUUUUUUCUUUCUUUUAAGCUUAUUUAUUCCUUUUGUGAUUAACAAUUUUAUAUCUUAGGAUAAAACAACAAAAAGAUUCAUGGAACUUAAUAGAAGAAAUAUAAAUAUAUAUUUUAUAUGUUGAUAUUGUUUGGACCAUAAAUUAAGAUUCUUCUCAGCCAUGCUCUUCAAGAUAUAAGGCAUUGCCAUCUCAACAUAGGCAAAAGUCAUUGCUUUUGCAGUGAUCUAAUCAUGUGAAGAAGUCAAGAAAAAGUUGGAACUAUCACAAAUUUGAUAUGCUUAACUAUGAGUAAUCUAAAGCUCUGGUUUCUUGUGAAAUAUGUGAACAGGUCAUCACACUUUCUUUAUGUUUGGUAAGAAUGUGGAACCUCAUCACUUGUACACAGUCUCACAUGGAUUAUCCAAAAUUGAAUGAUGCUUCCUUUGAUCAUAUGUACAUCAUGUAAAGCUAUUCAAGGACAUUUGAUCUGCUGGUUGAGCCAAAAAGAAGAUCAACUGUAGCCUUAAAAUUGAUGUUGAUUAUUUUGAAAUCCUAAAUAAAACAAUGUUCUAUAUCAUGAAGAACAUGAUUUUUCAGAUGCUUUUAGUAGACUGUGUCGACAUUAGAUGCCAGUU
Musa acuminata AAA Group (dessert banana) is the source of this 3564-nucleotide messenger RNA. RefSeq names its product dof zinc finger protein DOF1.4-like. The transcript has 2 exons. The record is from RefSeq and is a predicted model, not a curated record. Bases 823 to 1881 code for a protein of 352 amino acids. Lineage: Eukaryota; Viridiplantae; Streptophyta; Magnoliopsida; Zingiberales; Musaceae. Gene Ontology annotation, biological process: regulation of DNA-templated transcription. Gene Ontology annotation, molecular function: DNA binding; DNA-binding transcription factor activity.